Saccharomycopsis crataegensis is the source of this 1815-nucleotide messenger RNA. RefSeq lists its product as uncharacterized. Bases 1 to 1815 code for a protein of 604 amino acids. The record is from RefSeq and is a predicted model, not a curated record. Gene Ontology annotation, molecular function: zinc ion binding; nucleic acid binding. The transcript has 2 exons. Lineage: Eukaryota; Fungi; Ascomycota; Saccharomycetes; Ascoideales; Saccharomycopsidaceae.
AUGAAAUUUGAAAGAACUUUCAAAUGGGCAAGUCACAUCAAAAUCCUUGACUUUAAGCACCGCGACGUAUUGGAAUAUGCCAUAAGCGAGAAACGCAAAUCAGGAAAAUUGUUCUCCACCUCCAAUCCUGCUAUUAUUAAAUCCAAAGAAAAACGCGAGGAACUCGUCAAGAUCAUGGAAAUUGAAGAUUUCUUCCAAAAUUACACCAGUUUUAAUAUGACAAACGAAUUCAACAGAUUGAGAAACUCUAGAAUCAGCUUGGAGAACUACUUGGAAUUUAUCAUGAGCCAACAGCAUCUUAAGGAUAUCUUAAUCUACUUUAAGAUCCCAAAAGAUAUCUUUACAGAGUUUCCUCUUGAAAAGCACUUGGAAUCCAUCAAAAACGGACUCACUAAGUUAUCCAAAGAACUUGAUACUAUUACACAGUCAUCCAAUGAACCAGAUAAGGAUUUGAUCAUAAUCAGGGAAAACUUAAAAGGGGCCCCCAACCACUUGGUUAUUUUUAAUAAGAAGAUCUGCCUUAACUCAAACUUCAUCCCAAACCCUCAGGAUACAGGCUCUGAUAUCUUCAAGAAGGACAGAAAUCUUUUAAUUGAAUAUCUUAACAUCCACCUUAAAGUUACAGUUGGAAAUUAUACCUACACGCCAGGGUCUUUGUUAAACACAAUGAAUAAGGAAUCCCAUUUAAUUGAGAUUGAAAUGAAUUCCGAGUUUACUGAAUUUAACCGGGAAAAACUUCUUGACCAUGUCUUCAAUGAAUCCGGAAUUGAUCCAUCAUCCUUCUUUCCAAUCAACACCGUUCACUUUACGGAAGAAGCUAGCAAAGCUGCCAGUAUUGUCACUUAUGGUUAUAUUGAAAUUGACUCAGGAAAAUCCCUUCCACUCUUCAAUGACAAAAAUUUCCGCUCCAGAGUCAUCACGAAAUGCGUCCACUGCACUGCAUGUGGUUCCCGUGAACACACUCGUUUUGACUGCAAGACGUCAUCUUGUGCCAUUUGCAAGAAAUUAUCCCAUAGGGCAAAAGAUUGUUAUUUCAAAAAGCAACAAAGAGCACCUAUUGUGAAUCCGGAAGAUCCAGAAAAACACUCUCCGAAACAAAAUUCUGGAAAAGCAGUCAAACCAAACCACAAAUUAAACUAUGGUUUUCAGACUGUCGAAAAAAGAAAAAUAAAACUGAAUAAACCGGCUACUCCAGAAUAUUCUAAACCACAUUCAAACCCUUUCGACUUAUUGGCAAAUGAAGAAGAAAAUGUUGAUGAUUCAAUUAUUGAUGAGGACGAUACUUUGGAAAAGAACUACCCAUCCAAUGAGGAAGAUGCUUUAGAGGAAGGCCUCUCUACUGAUGCAGACCAAUCCAUGGACGAACUCGAAACCUCUACAACCCAACACACUGCUACUCUCAGACAUCAAACCAAACCAAUAGAAUUAUUGUCCAAGAAAGGUAAAUCUAAGAAGCACGCCAAGUUCGCGGCCAUUAGCGCCAUCAAGCUGGCCCAUAUUAGCAAGGUCUCCAAAAAGAUCCUCGCCUCACCUUCAUCCCACCCUCAGGUCCGUGUUUCUCGCAGACAUCAAGAAGUAAACUCACAACAUCAUACUACUUCUUCUGCUGCCAACAUUCCUCCUUCACCUACCCCUGCCCGUGAUACUGUCACUUCCUCGGCUCUGGCCACUUCUUCUAUCCCUGCUUCUGCCCCUGCUUCUGCCCCUGCUUCUACCUUGCUAAUAUGGGCCAGCUUGAUGGCGCUAAUGGCCGCGAACUUGGCGUGCUUCUUUGAUUUACCUUUCUUGGACAAUAAUUCUAUUGGUUUGGUUUGA